Messenger RNA from Clonostachys byssicola, 1323 nucleotides. The record is from the annotation of a GenBank genome assembly. NCBI's taxonomy places the organism in Eukaryota, Fungi, Ascomycota, Sordariomycetes, Hypocreales, Bionectriaceae.
AUGAACGAAUGUGGGGAGCAAGCGCAUGUUCAUGCGUCUUCACGCUGUCCUUGCCGCCCUGUCGUCCGCAAGUCGCAUAAGAAGUCUCGCAACGGGUGCCAGAAUUGCAAGAAGCGAAGGGUCAAGCCGUACCAGUGCGACGAGAAUAAGCCCACCUGCAAGAAUUGCACGCGUAGCUCGAUACCCUGUGACUUCAGCGCCGACAGCAAUACCCUUGUCCCAGUCGAAUCUGCUGCAUCAUCGUCUACUGCGAAAGGACCAAGGAAACUUGGUAGGCCCCUCAAGAAAUGGGCAUGGGGUCCUGACAUUCCUCGCGACCGCGAAACACGAACAAAAACCGCACCACCUAGCCUCCCUACCCUAGAGUCGCCCCCCUUGCCCUUACCCCUGAAUGUGGACGAUAUUCAGCUUUUCCACCACUACAUCACUGUCACGUCUCUUACACUCGGUGAUAAUGUCCUAUGGCGCGACAAGGUGCCGCGUCUUGCGUUUGAGCAUCACUACAUUCUUCAUCUUAUGCUUUCCCUCUCAGCAUUACACCUCGCUCGGCUCCAUGUUGCGGCAGCCAGUAGAUAUAGAGACCUCGCCGAGGCCCAUCAUUCCAUAGCCUUACCCCAGGUCACUAGCUUGCUUCCUCAGAUCAGUCGAAAUAACUGCUCGGCACUAUAUAUUGCCACUGUUCUCGUUUGUAACUAUACCUUUGCGAAACCACCGACAGAGAACCACCUCCUUGUUGUAGCUGACAGCAGCGAGGUUGCUUUUUGGAAUCUUUUUCGCGGUGUUCGUUUUGUCAUUGAGACAAUGGGUUUGCCAGCGAUUUUCACAGGCCACAUUGGCCCUUUUCCUCCUCCAGUAAAUACCACUGCUGUUCCGUCAACAGAAGGCGAUAAUGGUUACAUACCGUGGGAGUGGCCUCUUAACAGGCUGGAAGAACGGCUCCUCGCUUGCCAAGAUCCUGGACUCGAGAAUCUGGCAGUGAUCUGCGAAGCUCUCAUGGACUGUUUUAAGGGCGUAUACGGGACUACGGAGCAACCAGAGAGCACGACGCAUGGGAAGCUGCAUGUCGUUAUGCGGUGGUUGUGGUAUCUCGAGGAUGACUUCAUUAUCCAAAUCCAAAAUUUGGUACCCGAGGCCCUAGUUCUGCUAGCCCACUUCGCGGUUCUGGUUCAGACUGUGGAAUGCUUUUGGUUCAUGCGAGGGUGGGCACAUCAUGUAUUAGAUGGUGUUGUAAAGCAACUUGACUCGGGCUACAUCACAUGGAUAUCCUGGCCUCAGAAGCAACUUGAGUCGCAGUGCGACCACAAUUUGCAUAUGGCGUACUAA